Molecule: messenger RNA, 1017 nt
Organism: Drechmeria coniospora
Lineage: Eukaryota; Fungi; Ascomycota; Sordariomycetes; Hypocreales; Ophiocordycipitaceae
Product: methyltransferase domain-containing protein
Exons: 1
Coding region: 1-1017 (338 amino acids)
Molecular function (GO): methyltransferase activity
Source: RefSeq, a predicted model, not a curated record
AUGGACCAACCGAUCCACGCGGCGCCCCCGUCCGUCGUGGAUUCCGUCGAGGGCCGUGUCGAGAUCGACCCGGCCGAGGUGGACUCGGCCUACGAGGGUGACGGGACCGACGUCGCCUCGACAACGACCUCGCUCCGCAGCAGCAUCGUCCAGUAUGAGUGGAAGAAUGGCCGUCGCUACCACAGCUACCAGUCGGGCACCUACUCCUUCCCCAACGACGAGCGCGAGCAGGACCGCCUCGACAUGGUCCACCACGCCUUCACCCUCGCCAUGAACAGACGCCUCUUCGUGGCCCCCCUCUCGGACCCCAAUCGCCUGCGCAUCCUCGACGUCGGCACCGGCACCGGCAUCUGGCCCAUCUGCAUGGGCGACAGCUUCCCCGGCGCCGACAUCACCGGCAACGAUCUCAGCCCCAUCCAGCCCACCUGGGUCCCCAACAACGUCCGCUUCAUCGUCGACGACGUCGAGCUCGAUUGGAGCCACCCCGAGCACUACGACUUCAUCCACGUCCGCUACAUGGCCGCCUCCAUUCGCGACUGGCCGCGCCUCUUCCGCCAGAUCUUCGACAGCCUCAAGCCCGGCGGCUGGGUCGAGUUCCACGAGUCCGACAACGCCAUGUACUCCGAGGACGGCAGCCUCGACCCGGACAACCCCCUCGUCGAGUUCCUGCGCUGCACCGCCGCCGCCUGCGACCGCCUCGGCCGCCCCAUGGACCCGGCCCCCAACUUCACCCGCUGGGCCCGCGACGUUGGCUUCGUCCGCAUCAAGGAGCAGCGCUUCAAGCUGCCCGUCGGCAUCUGGCCCAAGGACCCGCGCUUGAAGGAGAUUGGCGCCUUCAUGAGCUGCAACUUCUUCGAGGGCAUCGAUGCCUUCACCAACGUCCUGCUGCGCGAUGUCCUUGGCUGGACCCCGGCCGCCGUCGAGAUGAUGAACGCCCGCGUGAGGGCCGCCUCGAGGCGCAAGGACGUCCACCCCAUAUUUGACCUGCUGGCCGUGACGGCACAGAAGCCGCUUUAA